Molecule: messenger RNA, 2478 nt
Organism: Elephantulus edwardii (Cape elephant shrew)
Lineage: Eukaryota; Metazoa; Chordata; Mammalia; Macroscelidea; Macroscelididae
Gene: ESF1
Product: ESF1, nucleolar pre-rRNA processing protein, homolog (S. cerevisiae)
Exons: 13
Biological process (GO): rRNA processing
Cellular component (GO): nucleus
Molecular function (GO): RNA binding
Source: RefSeq, a predicted model, not a curated record
AUGGCAUCCAAACAAGAAAUAAUGAAUGACCAGCGAUUUCGGCGGGUUACAAAGGACCCAAGAUUUUGGGAAAUGCCGGAAAAGGAUAAAAAAGUCAAAAUUGACAAAAGAUUUCAAGCCAUGUUUCAUGAUAAAAAGUUCAAGCUGAACUAUGCUGUGGAUAAAAGAGGGCGCCCUGUCAACCACAGUACUACAGAGGAUUUAAAACGGUACUAUGACCUUUCAGAUUCUGAUUCCAAUCUCUCCAAUGAAGAAAGCAAAACCUUGGAUCAAAAAAAGAAAAUGAAGAAAAAAACCCAGGUUAAAAUGGAAACCGAUUCAAAAAGUCUAGUCAAGGAGAGAAAGAAAGGCACCAAGAAAAUUAGUCAAAAUGAUUGUGAUGGUAAAGAUGAAUCACAUAAUUCUGAGAGAAUUCCAAAAGCCAAAAUAAGUCCCAAGAAGGAUAACCAAGAAUUUACACAAAAAGGUACAAAACAGGAAGAAGACAUUGAACAUGGUGUAACCUCCUUUCCUAAAGGAAAACCAAAGGUAGUUGAUGCAGAAGUCACUGAAAGAGUGAAAUCAACCAAGGUCAGAUCUUCUGAGACAAGAAGAAAAGUACAGCCAGUGGUUCCACUCAUAAUGACGGGAAAUGAUUAUGAAAACACAGCAGAAAGCAAAGUAUUUGUUGAAGAUUCUCCAGAGGAGAAUUCAGAACGUGCUAGUGAAACAGGUGAUGAGGCAUCUGAAGAUGACGUUAUAGGAGUUGGUAGAGCUUCGAGUGAAGAAGAUGAUGAUGAAAGUGAAGAUGAGGAUGAUGAAGAUGAAAGCGACAGUGGCCCUGAUCUUGCUAGAGGUAAAGGAAAUAUAGAAACUAGUUCUGAAGAUGAGGAUGAUGAAGAUUUACUUCCAGAGGAACCCGGUUUUGAGCAUGCAUGGAGAGAAUUAGAUAAAGAUGCUCCUCGAGCUGAUGAGAUUACACGUCGAUUAGCAGUUUGCAACAUGGACUGGGAUAGAUUAAAGGCAAAAGAUUUGCUGGCUCUGUUCAAUUCAUUUAAACCUAAAGGANNNNAUAUUCUUUGUGUUUAGAUAUAUCCUUCAGAAUUUGGCAAGGAGAGGAUGAAGGAAGAGCAAGUUCAAGGACCAGUGGAGUUAUUAAGUAUUCCUGAAGAUGCCCCUGAAAAGGACUGGACAUCUAGAGAAAAAUUAAGAGAUUAUCAGUUCAAACGACUGAAGUACUAUUAUGCUGUAGUAGACUGUGAUUCUCCUGAAACCGCCAGUAAAAUAUAUGACGAUUGUGACGGCCUGGAAUUUGAAAGCAGUUGCUCUUUCAUUGACCUAAGGUUUAUACCAGAUGAUACUACUUUUGAUGAUGAGCCCAAGGAUGAGGCCUCAGAAGUGGAUUUAACAGCAUAUAAACCAAAGUAUUUCACAUCUGCUGCAAUGGGAACAUCAACGGUAGAGAUCACUUGGGAUGAAACUGAUCAUGAAAGAAUUACAACGUUUAACAGGAAGUUUAAAAAGGAAGAACUUUUGGACAUGGAUUUUCAGGCCUACUUAGCUUCGUCUAGUGAGGAGGAAGAAGAAUUAGAGGAGGAACCGCAAGGUAAUGAUAGAGUCAAUGUAGAAGAAGAUGGGAAAACAAAGAAAAAUCAGAAAGAUGAUGAAGAACAAAUCGCCAAAUACAGGCAGCUCUUGCAACUUGUUCAAGAAAAAGAAAAGAAAGGCAAAGAAAAUGAGAUGGAAAUGGAAAUUAAGUGGGUCCCAGGUCUUAAAGAAAGUGCAGAAGAGAUGGUCAAAAAUAAACUGGAAGGAAAGGAUAAACUAACUCCUUGGGAACAAUUUUUAGAGAAGAAGAAGGAGAAAAAAAGGCUGAAAAAGAAACAAAAGGCUCUUGCUAAAGAUAACAGUGAAGAUGAACUGCCCUCUGAUGUGGAUUUGAAUGACCCAUACUUUGCUGAAGAAGUUAGAAAAAUGAAUGGAAAGGAGAAAUCAGGAGCCUCUACAAAAGAGUCCACAUCGCCAGAGGAAGAAACUGAGAUAGAAAGGCAAAAAGCUGAAAUGGCUUUGCUCAUGAUGGAUGAGGAGGAGGAGGACAGCAAGAAACAUUUCAAUUACAACAAGAUUGUGGAACACCAGAAUCUGAGCAAAAAGAAGAAAAAGCAGCUCAUAAAAAGAAAGGAAUUAUUAGAGGAUGACUUUGAGGUAAAUGUUAAGGAUGCGCGGUUCCAGGCAAUGUAUACGUCCCACUUAUUUAAUUUGGAUCCCUCAGAUCCUAAUUUCAAGAAAACAAAAGCUAUGGAAAAAAUCCUUGAGGAGAAAGCCCGGCGAAGAGAACAGAAAGAACAAGAAUUUACUCAGGCAAUAAAGAAAAAAGAAAGAGAGAUGGAAGAAGAAUCACAGAAGAAAUCUAUUGAUCCUUCAUUGUCAAUGUUGAUUAAGUCCAUAAAAACCAAGACAGAACAGUUUCAAGCAAGAAAAAAACAAAAAGUCAAAUAA